Molecule: messenger RNA, 1248 nt
Organism: Brassica rapa (field mustard)
Lineage: Eukaryota; Viridiplantae; Streptophyta; Magnoliopsida; Brassicales; Brassicaceae
Product: F-box/kelch-repeat protein At3g17530-like
Molecular function (GO): protein binding
Source: RefSeq, a predicted model, not a curated record
AUGGUGAUGAUAACCGACCUUCCAUUUGAUCUGGAAAAGAAGAUACUCGCCCUUGUUCCGAAAGAGUCUCGACCACAAUGGCAAACUACCUGCAAGAGAUGGUACGCCCUACGCCAAGAUCUACUCGCCAAGAAACACUUGGCUCAAACAGGAAGAGAGUUCAUCUUUUUGUUGAAUAAUAGUGUUUUUUCAACAACCAUCAACCUCGAGGGAGUCCAUAACAACGUUGAUCCGGCCAUGGAGUUCGGAGGUAAACUUGGAUCUUUACAAGAUUCAAAUGAUUUACAAAUAGAUAGUAUUUUCUACUGCAAGGGGUUGGUGCUAUGCACUAUGGUGGGAAAACAAAGGCUCCUGGUUUGCAACCCUAGUAACCGUGAAACUAGGUAUGUCAAACCUAGAAGUCAUGGCUGUUCCGAAUAUGCUCUUGGAUACAAAGGCAGCAAGUCUUCUUGUGUUAAUAGCUACAAGAUCUUGAGGUAUUGUCGUUAUUUGGACACGCAAAUGAGGUGUACGGUUUCCGAGUUUGAACUGUAUGACUUUAUGUCUGACUCAUGGAGGGUGUUAGAUGUUGAUGAGCAUGAUGCGUACAUAUCAGCUCGCGGCGUGUCUGUGAAGGGAAACACUUACUGGGUUGCUAAAAGAUAUGGCAACCAGUUCAUACUCAGUUUUGAUUUCACAAGAGAGAAAUUUGGGUUUCUCCCUCUUCCGUAUGAGAGUGCUGGUCCUGGUGUUUCAGUGGAUUAUGGGCAUAAAGAUACCGCUGUUCUGUCAGUUGUUAGAGACGAACAACUCUCGGUGUUACAUCAGUAUCUUCAUUUGUUUUCAUUUGAGAUGAAGAUAUGGGUGAGCAACAUGAUUGGCACCAAAAAGGUGUCGUGGGGCAAGUUCUUGGUAGUGGACGUAGUGUUGUUAAAUGUUGUCAGUUUCGUGGUUGACGAGGAGCAUAAAGUGGCAGUGUGUUGUUGUACAGACAAGGAUGAUGGUGACGAAGAGGGUACCAGCAUUUUCGUUAUUGGAGAGAAUAUACAGAGACAUGUUUAUGAUGAAGAAGUGACAAUAGAUGCAUCAUGGCCACAUCUCAUAAAUUACGUUCCAAGCCCGGUUCACGUUGUGAGGAAGAGUACACGCAAAAGCAAAAGGAAACGAAAUGCAAGGAGGCAUCAACCGGAGGAGGGCACAUCUGCAAGAAGCGUUGAGGAAACAAAAGUGACACCCAAAGCAAAACCUAAAGCAUAUCGAAGUUUCUAG